Dermacentor andersoni is the source of this 1041-nucleotide messenger RNA. The record is from RefSeq and is a predicted model, not a curated record. NCBI's taxonomy places the organism in Eukaryota, Metazoa, Arthropoda, Arachnida, Ixodida, Ixodidae.
AGCAACGCGUCCUUUCAUUGAGCAAUGCCUCAGGCAUUGCGUUGAGCAUUGCAUUGCAUUGAGAGACCCUUGCCUCUUGCAUUGAUCUAUGCCGUGUAUAUACUCUCUUGCUGUUGGCUGUGUUUACCACGACGUGUUUACGCCAAUGGUUUAUGCACGCGCGUUCAUAUGCGUUGGAACCACAGCACACCCGGCGUAAAAUACGUAGCGAGAGUCUCUAAUCAAAUUUUGUGGUAUACCAUCCUGAAGUGAGCUGCAACGAUGGCAAAAGGAUCCGUGUUGUGGAGACGAACCGAGACCAUCGACGAGGACAUGUGGGACGACAGCGACUUGAUUGCAGCUUACGACCGGGCUUACGAGAAAAUAAAGAAAGAAAUUGAGAAAAGAAACCUUACUUCGUCGGAAAACUCAUCAGCAGGACAGGAACCAUCGACUGGAUGGAAGCAGGGUGACUACUGCAUUGCAGUCUACUCUGGAGACAAACUUCCAUAUGAGGCCAAGAUCAAGUGCAUUAGAGGGAAGCACUGCAUUGUUCACUACAUUGGGUACGGCAAUGAGGAGCGUGUCCUUUUGUCAGACCUCCAUCCAUCAGAGGGCAAGAAGGCACGACAAGCUCAGCAAGCUCGAGCAGGGAGCAGUGUCCACACGAGCAAUGUGAAGUCUGGCUCAUUUCAGCAUUGCGCAGGCAUUCCUAAUCUUCCCAACGAACCUCCGUGGGGUGCUGCUAGCUUGGGAGCACCGCUUUCAAGCUCAGCUCAUGGCAUACCUCCCCUACCACCACAUCCAUCACUGUUCUUGGAGAAUAGUGCUGAGAGCGGUGCACUUUCCUCAAUGCUCAUGUCCUGGUAUUUGAGUGGCUACCACACUGGCUACUAUCAGAUCCCAUGUAAACAAGAAAAUGCGGGAAGCAUGUGUGAUCGAGAACAGUAUAUACAGUCAAACCUCGACAUAUCGAACACGAAAUAUCGAAUUAUUGCAUAUAUCAAGCACUUUCUAUAUCACCUGGAAAAAGGUAUGCAUUUUUAAAUUUUUUAUUUCGAA